AGCGCGGCGCUAGUAAUCGAACACGCUAUUGGCUUGAAGGAGGAGAGAAAAGUUUGCAACCCGUUGCACGUGGUGGUCCAUUUUCGUCAAAUUUUCGUUUUAUUUCGAAAAAAUCUCCAAAAUUACGUGACUAGGUCACAGGCACAGGCGUUUCAGUGGGUAAAUGAUUGAAGGAUAGACGAUAGUGUCAUGAAUAGCAUCAGAACUCUUAGUCUUAUAUCAGGGUUUUCACCCUGUUUGAGGAGAUCUCUUCAGACUUCUGUUCAGCCUAUUAUUAGACAGACAAGAAUACUUGGGUCCUUAAACUGUCCUGGUCCGCAUCGAUGUGUCGUAAACUCCUCUGUUUGCUUUUAUUCUUCUGAUUCGAACUCCAUGUUUGGCACUCCUGUCAUAAAGCCAAUUCAAAAUGGUAGCGAGAAACAUUAUGCGCACUCUGUCCUUGAAACUUUAGAUGGCUAUAAGAGCAGAAUAAUCAGUGGCCACGAUAAUAUAGAAGCAAAUGAAGUGGUUCACUCUACCUUGGAUAAAAUUCAUUCGGAGGAGUUCGACAGUUCUGACCCUGAUCGUAUUUUAGGUGUCCUGAAUGAAUUGUCUUCACUCUCCGACCAGGCGAAAAAUGCAUUGUAUCAGUCCACACUGUUUUGGGAGUUUUGUGAUAUCCUGACUAAUACUUUGUCACAAUGCACUAGUGAUUGCCUUAUGAGUUUCAUGGAACUGAUAGCUCAGCUUGGAUACUGGGAAAAAAUCCCUACCCAGUUUAAAGAACAAUGUGGGAAACUUCUUUCAGAAAUAAGGAAGGAAUGUGCUGAAAAAGCUGAAAAUUGGUCAAAAGGUCAACUGCUCUUCAUCAUGAACUUCUUUUGCAUUUUCAACACCAAGGUUGUACCAGGUGAAAUUUAUUCAAGACUUGAAUCAGAAGUGGUGAACAUGACUAAAGAAGAUGUCAUACAGUUGUUGUACUUUUUGAGUUUGUUCAAGAGCUCUGAUCCAGGACUUCUUCAGGAACUAGAAGACAAACUUGAGAGGAUAUACCGCGAUUUCACCGAUGACGAAUUGGCUGUGGCCUGCCUUGGGUUCUUCAGAUCACAGCACUUGAUAAGGUCGGAGCAGAUUAUUGGCGAAAUGUUGGACAGGCUUGAAACAAAUAGUCCUACCAUGCAUGAAAUGGGCAUUGUAUCAUUAAUGAAAUGCGUUAACUAUUCUUUAAGCAGAGAUGUUGGUUUGCAGGAUGGCCUUAGGACAAGCUUUAGAAACAUAAUGAAAAACCUCUACCCGCGCCUUGAGGAAUUUGAUAAUAGCACUUGCAUGAACUUGUUUCGUCUGUGUCACAGUCUGAGGAUGAUGGACCAUAACUUAAUUGAUGCUAUGUGUCAGCGUGCUAUCAAAACAGGACUAGGUCAGUGGCGACUGAAGGAUAUCUCAUUUUUCCUCUUCCGUUGUGCCUCUUUCCAAGCAAUGUUGGCAGAAAAAGACUGGUUCUAUGCAAUAUUUGUGAAGGAGUUGGAGAGCAGUGAUCGGAGAGCUGAAUUCAUGCAUUUCCCUCGAUGUCUUCUUCAAGCGCUGACUGGACUGGCGUAUGUUGAAAUCUACCCAUAUGACUUGAUCAACGAGUGUCUCAGCCCAUCGUACAGAAAGCUAUUACUUGAGAAGUCUAACGUGGAUCCUCUUCGUGAGCUCAUUGUCCUUGAUCAGGCCAUGGAGAUUGAAUGCCCAGAUUAUUCAGGUUGUCGACUUCCCUCAGAUACGAUAAACAAAGUCCAAAAUGAUCCUCAUUUCAAGAAGAAUACCCGGCUUCCCCAUGAGAAGAGACGCCUGAGUCAUCGUGAUCAGAUGUUACUGGAUAUCCAGGCACAGUUGGAGAUGUUGUUUGGCGGUGACCCUGUGGCAGAGUUAGCGUUUGUCUUGCCUCAUUUUCAGACUGCUGAUAUUCUAAUGGAGGUGGAUGAAGAUAAGAAGAUAUGUCAGUUGUCAGAAUGGGUUGACAGGGAGCAGGCGAGGAAGGGACACAAAAGAUUGGUUUUGAUCUGUGCUUCACCAAAUGUUUACCACAUCUACCAGACAGACUAUGGUCACUCCAGGAAGAUUUCAGGCAUACAUGUGAUGAAGAGAAGGCAGCUGCAGAAGCUGGGGUACACUGUGAUUGAGGUCCCAUAUUUUGAGUGGCAUAAAUCAAACCGAGAGUUUUACCUGAAGAAGUUGUUAAGCACUCAUGUUGCAUUGGAGUAGGAAGGAAUAUGGUGGAAAUAACAUUCUGUAUUAACCAGUGUCUGCCAGUGUAUCCUUCUAGCCUUGGGGCUAAAAACCAAGGUACAUGUCAUAGCAACUAGAUUGGAGUUUAAAAUUGUGUAAAAUUGGCCAAUCAUGCAUGUACACAGCCGGUAUGGUCCAUCAGGUAAAGCAGUUGUUUGCUGUGAUCAGCAGAACCAGUGUAGUAUGGAGCUUAGUUAUUUUCUCUUGCAUUGAAUGUCCAAAUGAAAUAUGGUGGCCAAAAAUUGAAUUUGAAUGGGUUUUUAGAAAUAAAUAGUACAUGUACAUGUACUCCUCACAGCACUCUUUUGUUUGUCUUCCUGUUUUACGACUAGUUGGCGAGAUCAGUGAUCUACAAAUUGAUACAUUGAGUGGUGACAUGUGUAUUGAGAAAGACUGAAGAGCAUUUCUAUCAAAUGUGGGAUUCAAGUGUUGUCAUUUAUUACAUGUACAUGUUCAGAUGGGUUGGUUUGAAUAUUCAUGAUCAUGAAGCGUGCAAAUACCUUAAGUAUUUGCACUGCGGGAAUACCAUAUAGCAUCAGAACAAGGCGGAAAGUAUGAAGACGCAUCAUUAGGUAUUCCUAGGGUAUUCGCACAGAACCGGGUUUUCAGUCGAACAUGUCACCGAAGUUUAGGUCAUCAACUACAAUGUAUAAAGAAACACUGAAUCAUUCCUGGUGAUCAUUCAAAAACAAUAAAUUUCCUUAGUGGCUGCGGUAACUGGAUUUCCUCCGACCAAAUGUUGCAAAUUAACGGAUACCUGACGACACGUCUGAACUGAAGGCGACACUGGUUCUGGAGAGAGAGUCCAUUCGUUAACCAGUCCGCCAGCCAGCCUCCCAAUUCGAGCUGGGUUUGAUCGUUGUCUUCGGUGUCCUUGUAGUAGCUCAGGAUGGUUCGCACCUCUGGCUUCAUGCCGCACAGUAUCGCAAUCUUAACAGCACUAACGAAAUGCUCCAGUUGCUCUUGAUUUGAAAACACUUCGCGCAGUCUUUCAGGCGUCAUUUGCAUGAAUCGCUUGAUAAUUCUGCUGAGGGCUGAAAGGGCGCCCUUGCAUUUCUCAUAUCUGAAAGCACCACACUUCAGCAACUGACUUGUAAUACCGAAAAUGUCGGUUAGAUAGACCAUUUGAUCUUUCUCAUUGGCCUCGGCGUACAUGAGACUUUCAAUGUCCAGCAAUGUUCUCUCUAACGGCGUUGUAUAGAAUGAAUGGUGGUCUGCACCAAACUCCUUCAACAACUUCAUGAUAUAUGGGCUGAUUGUCCUCCGAUCAUGCCGAUGGCCCAAGGACUGAAAAUGCAAAUCUGGCCAUUGGAUACUUGCACUCUCCACAUGGAAGUCUCUCCGAUGAAUCAGUAGUUUAUUCACCUCUGUUGGACUAUGCCCUAUCAGGAUAUUCACCAGCAGGUGCUCGCAUAGUUCACAUGCGCAAUUUCGCUUGGGACUAACAAGUACUAGUUUGUAUUCUUCAUGACCAUUCAUUCUUGUUUUCUUACCAGAUUGUCUAUCAGAAUUGCAUUUUAAAAGCGAGAACUCCUGAUCGCCGCCUCUUCCUUAACUGUCCCGUCUGUUUUCUGGACGAUGCCUCUGUAAGAGUCUCUCAC
Messenger RNA from Lineus longissimus, 3851 nucleotides. RefSeq lists its product as uncharacterized. Lineage: Eukaryota; Metazoa; Nemertea; Pilidiophora; Heteronemertea; Lineidae. Bases 190 to 2226 code for a protein of 678 amino acids. The transcript is spliced from 7 exons. The record is from RefSeq and is a predicted model, not a curated record.